Molecule: messenger RNA, 638 nt
Organism: Suillus fuscotomentosus
Lineage: Eukaryota; Fungi; Basidiomycota; Agaricomycetes; Boletales; Suillaceae
Exons: 1
Coding region: 77-562 (161 amino acids)
Source: RefSeq, a predicted model, not a curated record
UGUGUCAUGGUUUCACUCAAAUCUUUCUUAUUCAGUGAUUUUCGCCUCGUCAUUUGAUGAAUUCCAUAGCGGAUCGAUGUCCACUCCCCAAUCCUACUCCAAACCUACCGAGCAUCUUGACUGGAAUUGGCCUCCCGCGUUCCCGGGAGGAAAGUUUGCUAGCCGCGCUGGACACCUCGAAACUUCUUCUCCAAAGUCGGGGGUUGACGAUACUGAAGAGGCGCAGGAUGAGAUCAUUAUCAUUGAUGUGGAACAUGAUGAGGAAGAAGAUGGGAGCGAAGAAGCUCUAGAAGGUCCUAUUCCACUAGGAACUAGCGACCUCGGGUAUGGUGACGAGAUUCAUCAGGAGAAGGACGAACGCAACGACGACCAGAACGUAUUAGGCUUGGAAGUUGUUGAAGAAGAUGACAUCAAAACUCCAGAAGUCGACGAGUUUCCGCUUUUGAACUCCCAGCUGAACGCUGAUGAACGCGCCGCAGUGGAGAGUUUCUUUGAUCUCCUCAAUUGCGAAGCGUUACCUUCAGCAAAUGUGACCGAACAAAUUGAGGACUACGCUGGUUGACAUCAGCGGUAUGGUUGCUGCUGAGUUUCUUGGCGGAGAUGUGACGUCUCCGCCAGGCAUUGAGAAAACCGGUCAG